AUGAGCACAGACCAAAAAAUUGUGAAUAAGUUGAAGAGGGCGAUGGUGGGAGAGGCCCCCGAGUUCAAAAACGCGGCUGAGGAAGGCAUUAAAGAAAAAAAGAAAUAUAUGGUAUGGGAGCGGGCCAAUCCUGGCCUGGCUGCCGCCCGGCCCACAGCAUUCGAGAAAAUGGAUGCAAAAAUAAAAAGACUGAGGAAGAAUGAAGGAAAGAAAGUCGUCGAGGAACAGAGAGCUGGAGUGGAACAGGAGUCGUAUCUCCAUUUACUGGCCAUGAUGUCCAAGGUCGUGGAGGUAGAGGAACAUCUCCCACCAAGAGGAGCUGGCCCAUCUUCAUCAACCGCCGCCGCAACGGCUUCACCAACUGCCCCACCCGGUGCAAUGGCCGGUCCAUCGGCGAAGGUUGCCAAACUUCAGUAG
Messenger RNA from Caenorhabditis remanei, 417 nucleotides. RefSeq lists its product as uncharacterized. NCBI's taxonomy places the organism in Eukaryota, Metazoa, Nematoda, Chromadorea, Rhabditida, Rhabditidae. The coding region runs from base 1 to 417 and encodes 138 amino acids. The record is from RefSeq and is a predicted model, not a curated record. The transcript has 4 exons.